AUGUCGGAAACUUCCUUAAAUGGAAUCUCCGGUGAUCGGUCGGUAGAUUUUCCGGCAUCAGGCACCGAAAUCACCGGAAAUGCUGAUCUUUUGACAGAGAUUCUCCUCCGGUUACCCCCAAAAUCCCUUUUGCGAUCCCAAACCGUCUGUAAAUACUGGUUUUCCCUUAUUUCAAGCCAAAGUUUCCGACGACUUCAGUGCCAGAGAAAACACAGUUCCGGAAAAGUUGAUGGACUCUUUUUCUGCUGGUGGGUUUAUGGAAAUGACCAUUUGGAGUUCAUCCCUUUCAAUGGCAUGCCUAAAACACAAAUGAAUAUGAUUCCUUUAGCAUUCAAGAAUCUUGCCACGUGUACAACUUCAAAGCUUCAAUCUUUACAUUCUUGUAAUGGAUUGUUCUGUAUUAACUUCAACUUGGGUGCUGAAAAUCAAGUAUGCUAUGUUUAUAAUCCCAGUACAAAUCAGCAUAGGUUGAUUCCACUUCCAGAUACAAAGCCUUGUGAGAUUAUGGUAAUGAAUAUGGCUUUUGAUCCUAUGGUUUCUGAUAGUUAUAGAAUUGUUUGUGUGAUGAAAUCAAAUGGGAUUUAUGAAUUUUAUGUAUAUUCAUCACAAUCUGGAAUUUGGAAAGAUUCUAAGGAGAUAUUGGAUAUAAAGCAAUACUUUUUAGCUCAGGGUGUGUUCUUGAAUGGCUGUAUGCAUUGGGUUAGUGAAGGUGGGUUGUUUAUAAGGUUCGAUUUGGAUUCUUUGUGCUUUAAAACUAUGCCUAGCACUGUAAUUCUUAAUGGCUUGUUGAAAAGGAAUAUAAGGUAUUUUGGGCAGUCUGGUGGACAUUUGCAUCUUAUUGAGGUACAAAAUUUUAGUUCAAUGAAUUUUGAAGUUCUCGAGUUGGGGAGUGAUUAUCGUCAGUGGUUUGUGAAGUAUCGUGUUGAUCUUAGUGCUCUGCAUAUUGCAUAUCCACUGAUGUUGAGUGAAGAACUUGAUUUACUAGAUGUGAAUCGUCGAACGUGCAAUAUUGUAUCUGUUAUUGUCGAUGACAAGGAACAGACAUCAAGAUUUUUGGUAAGCAUGCCAGAAGUUAUUAUUGAAUAUGAUGCUCGUCGUAUGACUAUCAAGGAGGUUGCUGAUUUAGGGACAGCGAAGAUUUCGGUCAUGUGGGAAGAUGUUUCGGUGUUUGAAUGGUAUGACACCCACCAAUAUGUUGAGACAAUGGCUUGUGUCUGA
Molecule: messenger RNA, 1218 nt
Organism: Nicotiana tabacum (common tobacco)
Lineage: Eukaryota; Viridiplantae; Streptophyta; Magnoliopsida; Solanales; Solanaceae
Product: F-box protein At5g07610-like
Molecular function (GO): protein binding
Source: RefSeq, a predicted model, not a curated record